AUGGCAUCAUCAUCAUCAUCACCAUCGCAAGCCUCAAAGGCGUCGCCGUCGCUAGCAUCGUCGCAUCCCACGAGGUCGUCGACGCCUUUAUCGAGGAAGUUUGCGUCCACGGAGCCUGCAUCCUCACCCACAAGUGCAGCGGCAGUUGCAGUACUAAGCAAGACAUCGAGUGUUGUUGGCACAGUAGGCACGACCACGGUGGCCACGUCGGUCACCGGGCUGUCGGGGAAUGCCACGGCAGGCACAGCGGGCACAACAGGCACAGCAGCAGCAGCAUCGCCGGCAGUGGCUGAGACGGAGCGGAGAAACUCUGUUUCUUCACUUUCCAGUGCAUCGGCAUCACCUGCACCGGCCUCAAGGCUCAGGGCACAGGCAUCGUUGCACCAGUUGAACGCGACGAGAAGCAACUUCAACCCGUCCUGGCUGCCCCAGCAGACGAACCCGUUGCUGAAUGUGACGCCCUGGAUCGAGCAGCAGGCCCAGAUUUCGCCGAUGCAGAACCUCAGUGGUUUCAGUGGCACUAUCCAGCAGCAGCAGAGGAUACCCUCGGGGAACGGCGGGAUCGCGGCGUUGAACCAGAUACGGGGGAUCCCGAUGAACCAGUCGUCGACGGUGGGUUCGAUUAACGGGAGUGUUAGCACUGCAAACGACCGGCAGGCACCCCAGCCGUCUGGGUACGGGCGGUCGAACCGGUCGCCCAUUUCUGAGGGCAAUGCUGGGCUUUAUAGGGGGCACUAUAGGGGGAAGGUGAAUGCUAAUUCUGGUAAUGGUAAUGGCAAUGGUAAUGCCAAUGCUAAUUCUAGCAAUGCCAACAAUACCACUGCCAACAGCUCAGCACAACCAUCCCACCGGCAUCACAACAUUACUCCCGGAAAUGACGAGAUCAUUCCCACAGCUGUGGUGAUCAAGAACAUCCCCUUUGCGAUCAAGAAAGAGCAGCUCUUGGACUUUAUGGCCAAGUGCAACUUGCCGCUCCCCUACGCGUUCAACUACCACUUCGACAACGGGGUGUUCCGGGGCUUGGCCUUCGCCAACUUCAACACGACCGACGAGACGGCUCUGGUGGUGAACCUGCUGAAUGGCCGGGAGAUCGGUGGCCGUAAGCUCCGGGUCGAGUACAAGAAGAUGCUCCCGCCGGCAGAACGUGAGAGGAUCGAGCGGGAGAAAAGAGAGAGGCGAGGCCAGCUCGAGGAGCAGCACCGGUCGGCCUCGGCCACCUCGUUGGCCUCGAUGUACUCGAUUGCCUCGGCCCCACCUACCACGGGCAACGGCCAGAUGGACCGCUUGUACGUGACGCUGGCUCCAGCCAGCCAGUUACCCCAGCCACCCCAGGGGGUCGACUUCAACGGCCCGGACGCCCUCGAAUUGUACACGAAACUCGUUCUUUUCCGCGACGAGCCCCGCAUCAAUACCGCGGGGGCCUCCCCGGUGGAGCUUGCCUUUCACGCCGCCUCCCUCACGGGCAACCAGAGGCGGUCCGUGUCGCUCAUCGCCCAGUUUUUGGGCUUGGCCGACACGCUAGAGGGCGGCUUUAUCGUUGUCCGCCGGUCGCUCGAGUCCAUGUACCAGCUGCAGAGGGAGCAGCACAGCCAGCAACAGCAACAGCAGCAGCAGCAGCAGCAGCAGCAGCAACAACAACAACAACACAGCCAGCAGCCACAGGCAUUCGCCCCCUUGCUUAUGCGGUCGCACUCCCACAGCAUACUCAACUCGGCCUCGGCCCUCUCGAUGAACACCGGCCGGUACCGGCAGCAGUCGCCCCGGACGAUCGGCCUGCAGCAGACGUCGCUCGCCGGGCAAACUGGCCUCAGCCAGUUCUCGAUGGCCGCCUCCGGCUUCGGUGGCCCCCAGAACGACCCGCUCCACCACUCGGCAUCGACCGUUUCACUCAAUCUUCCACGCCAGGCCGCCUAUCCGACCCCUUCCACGCCCAAUCCCUCGCGGAUGACCUUUGGGGGGUCCCAGAUCGGGGCCGGCUUUGCCACAACCGGCUUGACCGGUGCAAACACCUUUUCCGGCAGUGCCGGGGGCAGCUUGCUAGGCUCCCAGAACACCACCAAUAGCCCCUUUCAGCAGCAGCAGCAGUAUCAGGCUUUCAACAACCCCCAGCUGACUGGCGGCUCAACUAUCAGUACAAACACCAAGGGGCUCGACGAUCUUUUCGUCGGCAUGGAGAAUCUAAACUUCACCAGCUGA
Molecule: messenger RNA, 2196 nt
Organism: Brettanomyces bruxellensis
Lineage: Eukaryota; Fungi; Ascomycota; Pichiomycetes; Pichiales; Pichiaceae
Exons: 1
Coding region: 1-2196 (731 amino acids)
Cellular component (GO): cytoplasm; nucleus
Molecular function (GO): mRNA binding
Source: RefSeq, a predicted model, not a curated record